Messenger RNA from Sebastes umbrosus (honeycomb rockfish), 2481 nucleotides. RefSeq names its product zinc finger protein 324A-like. The transcript has 4 exons. Gene Ontology annotation, biological process: regulation of transcription by RNA polymerase II. Gene Ontology annotation, molecular function: RNA polymerase II cis-regulatory region sequence-specific DNA binding; DNA-binding transcription factor activity. Bases 188 to 1480 code for a protein of 430 amino acids. NCBI's taxonomy places the organism in Eukaryota, Metazoa, Chordata, Actinopteri, Perciformes, Sebastidae. The record is from RefSeq and is a predicted model, not a curated record.
AGAGGAGGAGACAAACCGACUAUCAACAAACAACAAACGACCAAACGUUCCGGUUCCGCAGCAUCGACCCAUCAGUUUCCCGGGCAGGUCGACUCGCUGCUCGGCUGAAGAACCAGUUAACCCCCGGAGGAGUCCAGCGGACCGGAGCUCUGAACGCACCGUGUUUCGGCGGUUUGUUUGUCUCAACAUGUCGGGUUAUAAAGCGCUUCACUGUCAGCUGACGUCCAUCAUGGAGGCGCUGAGCCGGGCGGCCGUGGCGGAGAUCUGCGGGCUGCUGGAGGAGCGAUCCGCCGCUCUGCAGCUGGAGAUCCGCCUCAGCCAGCAGGAGAACCAGGACCUGAGGAGGAAGCUGCAGCUGAUGGAGAACGUCAUGGCUCACCGGCACCGGCACCGCAGGAACACCAACAAGCUGGACUACGGCGGGCUGGAGGUGGCCAGCGGCGGCUUCAUGGACUUCACUCCCGAACGUGCCUUACCAGCUGCAGCGGCGGCAAAACAACCGAAAGCAAAUCUCAAAAGAAGUGGAAGGGUACCGGUGUUGGAGACGUCGACUGAGCUGACCCCCGCAACCAAAGAGGAUCCUUCGACGGGAGCCGCGGAGGAGCCGAGCGAUCAGGACGUCGUUUUGAUAAAGGAGGAAACGGCGAAAGAGGAGGUCCAUGACCACGAUUCCACGGAGGAGCUGCUUCUCAACGAGGACGGAACGGAGGUGCAGCUGUCAGACACAGACGACAGUGAAGAAGGACCCUCUGGGAUGACGGUCUCCACCUCGGCGGCCAUCAUGAGGCUGUGGGAUCAGAACAGUAACGGGCCGUCGGAGCAUCGAGACUACCACAGCGCACCGGGGUCUCCGCGCCCUGCGGGGGGCGCCGAGAACAGUUCUUCGGAUGUGGUGUAUAACUUGGCCUCCGAGUCAGACUGCGAAGCUCCGCCGACGAGGAAACCGUUCCUCCUCGGGUCCGGAGAAAGCCCCGUCUCGCUGCCUCCCGGGACCUCUGAGCUGACGCGGGGCGCAUCUCUGAUCGGCUCGCUCCCCUACGACACAGACCUGGACCUGUGCUCCUCGUGGACCAAUCAGGGCCUGCCGAGCAUGGUGUCCGUCCCGCACCGGUCGACGCUGCUGGACAAAGUGUCGGACCUGAACGUUGCGGGUUUCUCCUUGGCGCUCGGUCUCGGCGGCUCCAGACUGGACCCUUUGGAGCUGAACCGGUACUGCAGGGACAGGCGCUUCGUCUGCAGCUACUGCGGGAAAUGCUUCACGUCGUCCCGCAGCCUGGAGACGCACUUGCGCGUUCACACGGGCGAGCGGCCGUACAGCUGCGCUCAGUGCGGGAAGCGCUUCACGCAGUCGGGACACCUGAAGACGCACCAGAGCGUCCACACCGGAGAGCGGCCGUUCGCCUGCGAGCACUGCGGGAAGAGAUUCGCCGGGAAGCAGAACCUGAGGAUCCAUCAGCAGAAACACCAUCCGGCUGUUUAACACCGACACCGUGCUCGGACCAGCUGAGAUAUAUAUGCACUCGUGGUGCCGAGCUCCAAACUGUGAUAGACCGGGACCUUACAGCUGUUACCGAACUAAUAAUUGAAAUAGAUCUGUUUAAGUUGAAGGCCUUUUAAAGAUGUUUUUUAAAGUGCUUUUUUUCCAUUGAAAAAACUCAUCAACAGGUUUGACUGUUUUAAGUUUAUCAGGCCUUACAUACGUUUAACCAUCUGAACUGCCUUGGUAGAAUCCUGACACGAAGCUAAAUGGGACUACGACCUGAUCCAGAACAAUUCUUACCUCAAAAAGAACGUGGGCCCUUUUCGGUCCACUUCAGUACUUCAGGUUAGAGCCAUAGAUAUAUAUAUAUAUAUAUAUAUAUACACACACACACAUGUAGAUGCAGCAUUGGCCUUUGGAUCGUACGUCAACUUCGCCGCCACAUUAGGAGGUCAGGACUAGUCUGUAAACACAAGUGGACAGUUCAAUAACGUUACGUUACUGCUUCCAGUUCAUGGAUCAGCGGCCGGUCUGUCUGUUGAUAUGGUUUUAAAAAGUCGUACUCUCAUAACACGUUUUCCUUUAAAAAUGUUUCACAUCAACAACAUUACAGUUUAAGUUACAUCUUUAUAAAAACAUUUGCUUCCGUAGAUCAGAUAAGAGCUAGUUUGCUAGUUAUUGUUGGCUAAUUCUCGACCGAAGUUAAUGUUAGCUUUUAGAUCUUCAUCAGAUAGGAGCUAGCUAGCGUUUGUUAUUUUUAGGUAACAUAAUAUUGUGUUUAAAACUUGAAAUUUACAAUAUGUGCCAUAUCCCCAAUAUGGCGGCGACGUUGACGUAUCGCAGCAGCGGGCUGAAGCGGUCAAUGCGGUGUCUACGUGUAUAUACAUACAGUAUAUAUCUAUGGUUAGAGCCACGGUGAAAGGGAUUCCUGUAGAGAGCCAACACCUUUGAGAAGCAUGUGAGUGUUUAUUGGUUGGUGGAAUUAAAAGCGUGCAAUCUGA